This is a messenger RNA of Eimeria necatrix, 2028 nucleotides long. RefSeq lists its product as hypothetical. The record is from RefSeq and is a predicted model, not a curated record. NCBI's taxonomy places the organism in Eukaryota, Apicomplexa, Conoidasida, Eucoccidiorida, Eimeriidae. Gene Ontology annotation, cellular component: nucleolus; nucleoplasm. The transcript is spliced from 3 exons. The coding region runs from base 1 to 2028 and encodes 675 amino acids.
AUGUUAAGGGGAAUUGCUGUUGAGCUGCCGCCCGACGCGGCGGCUCUGCAGCGAAAAGAUCGGAAGAAAAUAAAAAAGAAAAAAACAAAAAAGCAAAAGUCCAAAAAGAAGAAUAAAAAGCGCAGCAGCAGCAGCAGCAGCAGCAGCAGCAGCAGCAGCGAUGAAGCGGUGAUUGUGUCGCCCCCCAGAGCAGCAAUCCCCAGUGACGCCGCUGCUUCCCCAGCAGCAGCAGCAGCAGCAGCAGCAAAACCAUCAGCAGCAGCAGCAGCAGCAAGCCCAGUUGGGGACCUUGAACUGCUGCAGCGCCUCCUGAACAAACCGUUUGCUGCUGCAGCUGCUCCCCCCGCAGCAGCAGCAGCAGCAGCAGGAGCAGCAGCGCCGGAAGCGGAAACGCUGCAGCAAGGCCGCGAGGCCCUGCGGGCAUUUAUAUCUAAAGAGGGCCCCCGGGGGGCCCCUGGGGGCCCCGAAGAAGCAGCAGCAGCAGCAGCAGCUGCAGCAGCAGCAGCAGCAGAGGAGGAGAGUGUUGCUGCUCAGCGCGAGCUAAACCCUUACUACAAGGAUGGAGGGUCGGGGCUGCCGCCUGAAGAAGUGUCUCCGCGCGCUGCAGCAGACCCUGCGCUUGCUGCUGCUGCAGCAUCCCCGGGGGCGCAGCUGUGGCAGCAGCGGCAGCUGCUGCGGCUGCAGCAGCAAGCAGCAAAAGAACAAAUCCCUCUUGCUGCUGCUCUAAGGAGACACUUUGGGGACUUGACGGAAGAAGCCCUUGAGGGUUUCCAGAGGCAGCGGCUUCGGGAGCGGGAAGAAGCCAGCGGGGAUCGUCUCAGAAGUCAACUCCACGGGGAUCGGGAUCGUCUUGGGGAUCGGGAUCGUCUUGGGGAUCGGGAUCGAGUUGGGGAUCGGGAUCGAGUUGAGGAUCGGGAUGGUGUGGGGGAUCGGGAUCGUGUGGGGGAUCGGGAUCGUGUGGGGGAUCGUCUGGGGAAUGGGGAUCGACCUGGGGAUCGUGUGUGGGAUCGGGAUCGUGUGUGGGGUCGGGAUCGUGUGGGGGAUCGGUUUGGGGAUCGGGAUCGACUUGGGGAUCGAGUUGGGGAUCGGGAUCGCCUGGGGGAUCGGGAUCGGGAUCGAGGGAGCGGGGCGGUCAGUGAGGGGCGGUGGCAGCAGCAAAAGAAGCAAACAGAAACUGUCCCAGAGUCUUCUCUCAGCAGACUCGAGCGAAGGCUGCUGCAGCUCCGCAAAGAAAGCAGCAGCAGCAGCAGCAGCAGCAGCAGCAGCAGCAGCAGCUGCAGCAGCGACAGCAAGAGCAACGACAAAGGGCAGGCCACCGUUGCAGGCGCCCCAGGUAGCAGCAGCAGCAGCGGCAGCAGCAGUAGCAGCGGCAGCAGCAGCAGCAGCGACAGCAGCAGCAGCAGCAGCAGCAGCAGCAGCAGCAGCAGCAGCGACAGCAGCAGCAGCAGCAGCAGCAGCAGCGACAGCAGCAGCAGCAGCAGCAGCAGCAGCAGCGACUUGAAUCUGUUGGCAGCCAAGGCUCUGAAGGCACGCAUGAAAGGAGACAUUAAAACUGCGCAGCAUCUCGAGGGCCUUGUGGCGCUGCAGGGGCUGGGGGGUCAGGGCGUUGCUGCUGCUGCUGCUGCUGCUGCUGCUCCCCCGGAGGUUGCUGCUGCUGCUGCUGCUGCAGCAGCUGCUGCUGCCUUCAGGCCACAAAGAAGCAACACGGAGGCGCAGCCGGAGCUGCAGCAGCAACGAGGAGUCAAGAGAAAGCAAGAGGCUGGGCAAUUCACGGAGUCAGUUGUUGCUGCUGCUGCUGCUGUUGCUGCUGCUGCUGCUGCUGCUGCUGCUGCUGCUGCUGCUGCUGCUGGUGGUCUUGCAAGCUUUUCUGUGCUGCUGCUGCGUCAAGCUCGCUGCUGCUGUCUCUUUAAAACGCCUUUCGUCACUGUCUUGACUGUUACAACUCUUGCUGCUGCUGCUGCUGCUGCUGCUGCUGCUGCUGCUGCUGCUGCUGUUGCUGCAGCCGCAUGUGGGGCGACAGCAGCAUGA